This is a messenger RNA of Tachysurus fulvidraco (yellow catfish), 1253 nucleotides long. RefSeq names its product cell division cycle 123 homolog (S. cerevisiae) (gene cdc123). Bases 91 to 1119 code for a protein of 342 amino acids. The transcript has 13 exons. Lineage: Eukaryota; Metazoa; Chordata; Actinopteri; Siluriformes; Bagridae. The record is from RefSeq and is a predicted model, not a curated record. Gene Ontology annotation, cellular component: cytoplasm.
AGACAAAACAAACCGAAGGAACUAUUAUCUCGAGUUGUUGUUGAGUGGAACUUAUUUAAUGUCGCACAAUCGUCCUGACUGUGAAGCAUUAUGAAGAAAGAGCAAGUUGCUAAUUGUCAGUUUUCUGUUUGGUAUCCUUUAUUUAAGAAACAUACGAUUAAAAGUUUGAUUCUUCCUCUGCCUCAGGAUGUAAUCGAUUACCUUUUGGAUGACGGAACGUUAGUGGUCUCUGGAAGCAGUGACAACAACAAUCAGCCUUCACAAAACAACAACAAUAACAGCGGUUCAGAAGACGAGGACGACGUCCAGUGGUCUGAUGAUGAGACAACGACAGUCGUCACGGCUCCAGAAUUCCCAGAAUUCUGCUCGGAAGUCCAGGAAGCGAUAAAUUCCCUCGGCGGACGCGUCUUCCCUAAACUGAACUGGAGCGCUCCACGGGAUGCUAACUGGAUCGCCCUGAACAGCUCACUGCAGUGUCAGAGUCUCAGUGACAUCUUCCUUCUGUUCAAGAGCUCAGACUUCAUCACACAUGACCUCACACAGCCGUUCCUUCGGUGCAAUGACGACUCUCCAGACCCUGUGAUAAACUAUGAGCUGGUACUGAGGAAGUGGAGUGAGCUCAUUCCUGGAGGGGAAUUUCGCUGCUUUGUGAAGGAGAACAAGCUGAUUGGGAUCUCUCAGAGAGACUACACACAGCAUUACCAGCACAUCUCCAAACAGGAAGCGAGCAUCUCCUCAUCUAUCCAGCAGUUCUUCAGAGAGAACGUUCAGCACCAGUUCCUCAACGAAGACUUUGUCUUGGAUGUGUACAGAGACAGUACGGGUCGUGUGUGGCUGAUCGACUUCAACCCGUUCGGCGAGGUUACAGACUCCCUGCUCUUCACGUGGGAGGAGUUAACAUCAGGAACCAAUCUGUUACAGGACGGUCCUGCAUUCCGUUACACCACCAGCGACGUCACCGUCCAGCCAAGUCCCUGUUUAUCCUAUCGAAUCCCACGAGACUUUAUGGAAUUGUCCACAGGUGAGGACGCUUAUAAGCUGAUCGACUUCCUCAAACUGAAAAAAGGUCAACAGGACGAGGAGGACGAAGACGACGAGCCUCACAUGGCCAGUGUGUGACAUCUGGUACACCAACACCAGCUCAUUAGGAAACUGUCCUUCAUUUCCCUGCACAGAAAUGUCUAUAAUGUACAACACACACCCCAAAGCUACACCCACACACCCCAAAGCUACACCCACACACCCCAAAGCUA